This is a messenger RNA of Oppia nitens, 1496 nucleotides long. Its product is annotated as diphthine--ammonia ligase-like. The record is from RefSeq and is a predicted model, not a curated record. The transcript is spliced from 2 exons. Gene Ontology annotation, biological process: protein histidyl modification to diphthamide. NCBI's taxonomy places the organism in Eukaryota, Metazoa, Arthropoda, Arachnida, Sarcoptiformes, Oppiidae. The coding region runs from base 254 to 994 and encodes 246 amino acids. Gene Ontology annotation, molecular function: diphthine-ammonia ligase activity.
UUGGAUAUCAACCGUCCGAAUGUAACCAUCGCUUGUCUUCAACUUAAUGGUCGACAUAAUUGGCGCCCAAAUCAGUGAUUGAAAUAURAUUUACUGCAAGACAUCCAAAGACUCAAUCAAUGUAUGGUUUAGUCAUUUAUGACGACAAUAGAGGUCAGAGUCGGCUCUCAAACACGUGUUGUCAGUGAAUGUCAACAAUUGAUURCUUCAUAUAAUAAAUAACAAUUUAGCGGCACUUAAGAAGUGGUCAACAAUGAGGAUAAUUGCGUUAAUAAGUGGCGGAAAAGACUCGACAUAUUCAAUGUGUUUGUGCAAACAAAAUGGUCACGAAUUGGUCGGUUUAGCCAAUUUGGUCCCGAAAUCGGCUAAAGAAGAGGACUCAUAUAUGUAUCAAACGGUUGGACACGAGUUCAUCGACUUAUACGCUGAAGCCAUGGAUUUACCACUAUUUCGACGAGAAAUUAGCGGAAAACCUGUGAUAACUGAAAUGGAUUACAACAAACAUAACGGCGAUGAAGUGGAAGACCUGUUUGAACUGUUAUCUGAAAUCCAAAAGACUUUACSAUUUGAUGGCAUAUCAGUCGGUGCCAUAAUGUCGACGUAUCAGAAGGUGAGGGUUGAAAACGUAUGUCAACGACUUAACAUCGAGAUGUUGGCACCGAUUUGGGCUAAAGAGCAGACAUCACUACUCAAAGAUAUGAUUAAUUACAAUAUGAAUGCAAUACUCGUCAAAGUGGCGGUUCUCGGCUUAGAGGCCAAGCAUUUGGCCAAAUCUAUCGAUGAAAUGCUUCCUAUUCUUGAAGAACUCAACAAAAAGUAUGGCAUCAAUGUCUGUGGCGAAGGAGGAGAAUACGAGACAAUCACUUUGGAUUGUCCUCUCUUUAAGAAAACAAUUGUUUUAGAUGAAUAUGAGAUUAUCACCCACUCUGACGAUGCCAUUGUUUCGGUUACGUAUUUAAGACCAACUAAAAUGCAUUUAAAGGACAAGACAUGAUCUUAAUUUUUUUUGCAUGAAUAUUGCAUAUAAUAUCACACAAUGAUUGGCAAAUAUUUAAUAUUUUAUGUUUUAAAUAGUAUGUAUCAAAGGGUAGGAUAAAUUGGAUUUUAUUAUAAGUUUGUAUUCAAUUUUAUUGUAAUUAAAUCAAUUAACACUAAUAUAUUUUAUAUUUCAAAAUAUUACAAAACUACCCCAAAAAAUUUCAAAAAAGUCAAUUUUACCAUGUUAAUAUUUUAAUGGCAAUUUAAAAAUUAUUAAUUUCAAGAGAGUGUGUAUUGAAUUGUAUCGUAAUUUUGAUUAAAUUUACCGUAAUAUUUAUAUUGCGUACAAAACACACAUUUGAUGUAAAUGUAGUACAUGAACAUACAGGUAUAUACCGGUACAUUAGCAUACAUAUACAUUAUGAUAUACACAUAUAAAUCAUGGUCAACCAUUUUAUACUUUGACACAUUUCAUUGAAUUUUAUUUUAUAUACAAUAGAAUAUUUAUUUAAUGAUGA